UGUCAAAAUCAGCUGGUUUGACGUCAAAGAGAACGUAAAAUAGUUCGCAAUGUUACAUUCAGUUAUUGAGUGGAAAUUGGCAAAUAUAUCUGGAUGUCGUAAUAGAUUUUGGCUGUUAUAUUUGUGCAGACUUACAGACGACAGUUAUUCAGUACAAAUCAGUGCUGUUGGGUUCUGGGGAAGAGUUACAUCCAGUGUCAGAGGGCUGAAAGUUAUCGGGGCUGUUUAGCUUAAAGUAAUAGAUAAGAGCAAUAAGAAUAAAGUGGUGGUGUGUGGAAAAUCAAACAGCAAAAAUGGUUGUUAUAUUUUCAAGAUUCGCAGCUUUUACUACCAGACACCCAGUGGUUAGGGGUAUGAUUGCGUAUGGUACAUUAUGGCCUACUUCAUGUCUAAUUCAACAAACUAUGGCAGGAAAAACGAUCGAAAAUUAUGAUUGGAUGCAGGUUCUCAGAUUCAGUCUUUAUGGAGGCCUAUUUACAGCCCCGACUCUGUACGCUUGGAUAAGAAUAUCUAGUAAACUCUGGACAGUAACAUCCUUUAAAACAUCAGUAGCCAAAGCUUUGGUUGAACAAGUGACUUAUGGCUAUGUGUAUGCUUUUGGCCAGUAUUACAAACAAUAAACUUCCAAUACAUCCCAGAGCACAAUCGAGUGCCCUUUGUGAGUGCAUGCAGUCUAGUUUGGUGCUGUUUCUUAGCUUACAUGCACCAAAUGUCGCUAAAGCGAGCAAACGAAAUGAAACUUAGCGAACGAUUGAUUGGCACUCCUGAGGCUGCUAGUGUAAGUUACGUAGUGAAGUAAUUUUAUAAUGACCUAGCCAAAUUUGUAGAAAUCCAAACAUUCUUAUUUUAAUCCUAAUUUAAUGAUUUUUAAAAGUAAUUCUUAUGAGCCGAGUAUAAGACAAAUGUGAUAAAUUUAUAGCCAAUUUUAACGCAACGUUUCUAGUCAAGCAAUUAACGUAACGUCGUCAAUCCGAACAUGCAAACUAUGUCCUAUUUUUGGUAAUGAGUCAAAAAUAUUUUUUGUCCUACUACGUAGAAGAUUGGCUUCUGUCCAACAAUGCAAGCCGCUCGAUUCUGAGAAAAUAAUUUAGGCACUCGCGUCAAUGAAGACGCGUAGAUUCACUUUAUUUGGAUGACAAAAUAAUGUAGGUAAUUUUAAAAAUACAUGUCAUUCCACCCACGAAACUAAAGUUUUUUUCAUAGAACUUUUUACUUUAAAUAUUUUUUUUGUAAAUUAAUCGCAUACCUACAGGGGAUAAACCGAUUGGAAUUUUGUUUAUUGUUACUUGAAUGUUUUUCCAAUUGCAUAUAAAUACUUCCUAAUUUAUAGUCAAUGUCUGUGACCAGCUAGUUGAACUAGUUUAGAUUUAAAGUAGGUUUAGAAAUUCAUCUCCAAUCCGCUGGCGGAUUUUUCACUUUAAUUAAAUCUAGUUAAAUUUGAGAACAUGUACAGGGAGGUUUUACGCUCCCUACUUUGAAGACUUAGUGAGUAAAACAUGAUAUACAGUAUGUUCUAGGACACUAUAUUGGUUAAAAAUGAUUGAAAAUAUUCGGCAUGCAAAAAAUUGAAUUGAUUCCGUGCUAUACAGAGUGUUUUAUAUAUAUUGCAAACAUUAUCAGGAAUGGAUUUUUUUGAACCGCUCAGGACAGUUAAUAUUUGGAAUCAGGUUAAAUUUUUCCUGAUUGCAAAUAUUAUUUGUCCGCUUAAGCCGUUUAAAAAAAAAUGAUUUGAAAUUACGAACACUAACAUCUUCAUUCUCAUGAAUAGGGUUGCCAUUUUAAAGACCAAAAUUAAUGUUUGAGAUUUUUUAAAUUUAAUUUUAAAUCCUUACUUGUUAGGAAAUAAUAAAAAUAAACUUGUUUGCAAUAUAUUCUUAAACAAACUUACUAGCAACAAGUGUACUAAUUGGUAAUUAGAUGUAACGACCCCCCCUCCAUAUCCAUACACUUUCAGUCCUUUGUUUGCACUUCUAAAAUAUUAACGGUAAAGAUUUUAUUGAUAAUUUGUACAAAUUUGCUUUUAAAACACCAUGCAUAACACGGCAUCGAUUUCUUUUAUCACUAACAGGGCUCAAGCCCCAAAGGCAUUUAAAACUAUUUUUAACUUAUUAUAUUCAUCCUGGGACAUACUGUGUAUGCAAAAGAAUAUUUUACUUGAAAAAUUAAUGACCCAUUUGUAGAAAACUCUGUUCUACACCAAAACCCCCUUGUACAUAGUUUCAAUGGGUACUCAAUCAAAUGUGAUAUAUGUUGGUUUUGAAUAAAAAAUAUUAUAAACAGAUAAA
Dendroctonus ponderosae (mountain pine beetle) is the source of this 2285-nucleotide messenger RNA. Its product is annotated as mpv17-like protein. NCBI's taxonomy places the organism in Eukaryota, Metazoa, Arthropoda, Insecta, Coleoptera, Curculionidae. Gene Ontology annotation, cellular component: membrane; cytoplasm. The record is from RefSeq and is a predicted model, not a curated record.